Mauremys reevesii (Reeves's turtle) is the source of this 732-nucleotide messenger RNA. RefSeq lists its product as uncharacterized. The record is from RefSeq and is a predicted model, not a curated record. Lineage: Eukaryota; Metazoa; Chordata; Testudines; Geoemydidae. The coding region runs from base 76 to 732 and encodes 218 amino acids. The transcript is spliced from 4 exons. Gene Ontology annotation, molecular function: protein binding.
GACCAGCAGACUGCAGGGGCUGGGUAAGGGGGCAAGAGCUGGGGUCAGGCCUAGCACCCAUCACCCUCAAUCCUGAUGGAGGGGCCCAGACAGGGUGCAGGGACACCCGCUUUGGGACUAUCCCUGCCACCGGCUGGAUCGCUGGGCCUUCCGCCAGGGCCGCACACGGGCACACGCCGCCCGCCUGCCGCAGGACGGGAGCGUCGCAAAAUCCAGACUAACAUGGCUACCCCUCUGAUACUUGGCACGGUGACUGGACUCUCCUGCAUGACUGACCCCAAUUCGGAGCGUCCCCCUGAGGCUGAUCUCGUUCCUGGAAGCUCUGGAGCCUGGUUCCGUGGCUGGGAUCCUGAAUUCUUGAUGGCUGGGCCGGAGGCCGACCCCAGAGCGACGCCUGUGUCCCUGGGGCACUGCAUGGGCAGGGUUUCCAGGAGCUGUACUAGGCCCAGCAGCUCUGCGACGUUGCCUUGGUGGCUGCAGGACGGCGCUUCCCCUCUCAGUCACAGGCUGGUGUUGGGCUCGGUCAGCCCUUACUUACGGGACCAGAUGGCCUCCACGGACUCCCAGGGUGGGGAGGUUCAGCUGCAGGAUGUGUCGCCCUCCAUCCGCCAGAGCAUCCUGCACUAUCUGUACACGGAGGAGCUGGCGCUGACGGCCGAGUGCGCCCAGGAGCUGUUCGUCACGGCCAGCAGGCUUCAGAUCCCCCCACUCCUGGAGAUGGUUGGCAGGUGA